Molecule: messenger RNA, 2372 nt
Organism: Gossypium raimondii (Peruvian cotton)
Lineage: Eukaryota; Viridiplantae; Streptophyta; Magnoliopsida; Malvales; Malvaceae
Product: AT-rich interactive domain-containing protein 6
Exons: 13
Coding region: 447-2036 (529 amino acids)
Biological process (GO): regulation of transcription by RNA polymerase II
Cellular component (GO): nucleus
Molecular function (GO): DNA binding
Source: RefSeq, a predicted model, not a curated record
AACUUCAAAACGACUCAAUACAUAACUUCAAAUUUUCUCUGAAAAUUUCUAAUCUUUCAAUUAUCAAAUUCAAUUUUUAAAAUUUCUUUCAAAUAUAAUUAUCAAUUUGAGUUUUAAAAUACUCAAUUACCAAAUUUACUUCCACCUGAUUCUUAGAUUCUCGAGAUUGAUUGGCAUCAGAGCCAAAUUUAUUUCCCUUCGCUUCCACCCGAUCUUUGGGAUCGAUUAGUAUUAGUAUUCAGAAGUGGUUUUAAGAUAACUCCGGUACUAGUAGCUGUGGUCAAUAAAAAUUAAAGAAGGGAUUCUCAGAUUCUGUUUUGUCGUGUUGUUCUCUGUGGAUACACAACAUAAUUAGGGUUUUAAUUAGAUUUGGAUUCAAGAUUCCUUCUUCCUCUUCAUUUUCCUAAGCAAGCUACGGAGCAGGAGGAGUUUUCAACCUUUCAUUAAUGGAAUUCGAGAUAACUGACACCAAGGAAAAUGAAAACAAGGAGCGCGAACUAGUUGUUCCAGUAUUAGGUGCUUCUAACUUGAACGGUGGAGAUCAUCCUGUUAGUCCGCCGCUUCAGCAACAUCCUUCCUCUCCUUCCCCCGUGCCCAUGGAGGCUAACUCCAUAACCUCUCACACGGGGCAUGCCAAUGCUGGUAGGAACAUACAACCACAUUCUACUCCAGCUCACCACUCAACGUGCUUACUUCCUGUUUCCAAUGAUCAAUCGUCACUGAAGCCUGAUGUAGAAACCACAAGCAAUGUGAAAUCUGAAUCCUCUUCUAUUUUUCAUUUCAAGACCCACACUGAUUCUACCUCCGAUCAUAUUCAAGCUGCUGAAGCUACAACUGAUGUCAAAACCGAAACCUCUUCUGUCUCACCUCCUAAACUCACAGAAAAUGCCAAAACUGAAACUUCUUCUGCAUUAACUCAAAGCAAAACGAAUUAUGAUUGUAACCCCAUACCAACUUGCCUUGAUGAACCUGAGCCACUUACCCCUUCUCCAUUAUUUUCUGAUAUGGAACUACUGAAGGAGAAAGUGGAAGAUUUGAAGAAUGGGGAUAAUAAAACGGAGUUGCCUACAACCCCUGUUAAUGGGAACAACAAUUCUGAGCUCUCAUUUUUUUUGGAUGACAUUCAUUUUUCCGAUGGCAAUGAGUCAGGAACAGAAGAGGAGCAAUCAGUCUUCAUGAAGCAACUGGAAAUUUUCUUCAAAGAGAGAGGCAUGGAAUUUAAGCCUCCUAAAUUUUAUGGGGAAGGGCUGAAUUGCCUUAAGUUGUGGAGAGCUGUUACUAAAUUGGGUGGCUAUGACAAGGUAACUUCAUGUAAAUUGUGGCGGCAAGUUGGAGAAUCUUUCAAGCCCCCAAAGACCUGUACUACUGUUUCAUGGACAUUUCGUGGUUUCUAUGAGAAGGCACUCCUUGAUUAUGAAAGGCAUAAGACUCGUGGGGCUGAGCUUAAUAUACCUAUUUCAUCGCAAGCAGAGGCUAUGAAUGUUGAUAAUCAGGCUUCAGGAUCUGGUAGAGCACGAAGGGAUGCAGCAGCACGUGCUAUGAGGGGUUGGCACUCACGUCAUUUUCGUAAUUGUGAAGUCAGUGAACCAAUAAUUAAGGAUAAGAAUUCUAUUUCUCAACAAAAGCGUGAGAAACAGCUUAAAAGCCUGGGCCUGCUUAAACGCAAGAAACCAUCGUAUUUGGACUGUGCUGUCAAGGCUUCAUGUACUAAAGUAUUGAAGGCACAUGUGGAGACAGCAGUGGUUGAUAUUGGAUCCCCAGCAGAUUGGGUUAAGAUCAAUGUGCAGAAAACUAAAGAUUGUUUUGAGGUCUAUGCUUUAGUUCCAGGCCUUCUUCGUGAGGAGGUGCGUGUUCAAUCUGAUCCUGCAGGACGCCUGGUAAUAAGCGGUGAACCUGAGCAUCCAGAUAAUCCUUGGGGUGUCACACCGUUCAAAAAGGUUGUCAACUUGCCCUCGAGGAUUGAUCCACAUCAGACAUCAGCGGUUGUAACCCUUCAUGGACAGUUGUUUGUACGUGUUCCAUUUGAGCAAAGCUGAGUAGUGGGGGUAAGGUGUGGAUGAUUGAAAGCCUGUGGCUCAUUUGUGCGUCCGUCCAUGUAGUGUUUAUUCUCGUUUUCAAAGUUAGUGUAGUUUCACUUAUGUCGUCAUUUAGUUGAAGCCCUCUUUAUAGUUUACAUUAUGUGAGAUACAGAUAUUAUGAUCUUAGGGGCCUCUGCGUCAAAGUUAGGGGCCUCAUUGACAAAAUUCCAUUGUCAAAUUGACAUGAGGCUCCUAUUUGUUUGAUUGUAAUGGAAAUGUAACCACGGUAUAUCUAUAACAAGAGGUAAUCUAUGUAAAUAAAAUAUAAGUAAUUUACCAACAGUUAUAUAUUUA